This is a messenger RNA of Olea europaea var. sylvestris, 1710 nucleotides long. RefSeq names its product UPF0496 protein At4g34320-like. The record is from RefSeq and is a predicted model, not a curated record. Bases 445 to 1542 code for a protein of 365 amino acids. NCBI's taxonomy places the organism in Eukaryota, Viridiplantae, Streptophyta, Magnoliopsida, Lamiales, Oleaceae. The transcript is spliced from 2 exons.
GAAAUACCACCAGUUCUUUCCGCGUCAAAUCCCACUCCACGGUAUCUUUCUGUACGUAUAUAUGUAUCUUAUAGCAGAGAAGAUAAGACAGAAAACGUUGCUUCCCGCGUAACCCAUCUGCAAUCUGAAUUAAAUGAAUGCGUGCAAGCUAUUUGUUCAUAAUCUAAAACCACGACCGCCACAAUUUCUUGGGGUGCUUAACGGUUUCAAUUGACUUUAAGCUUCUUCUUUCCUUAUCAGCCUCAAUCUUUGUCUUUGUCCCAUUACAUUUUGUCCUUUAUAAAUACACAAUCAUUUUUUCCUUUUAUAAACUAGUAACUACUUCAAAUGCUCUUUAAUUUAUCCAAUAAAAUCUCUCCUUUUCUGUCUUGGAAUACUGUUUGUUUCUGAUCUUUUUCAAUCAAGAGUUUAGUACUCCAGUCAUUUUCUAUCAGGUUUGGGACCAUGGGAAGCCAUAUGAGCAAGAAGCCUCAGGAAACUACUAGUGCAAUCAACGAUCUGAAAUCUUAUGAAGCCACGUGCAGGGUCGACAUAGAUUUAAAAUCCUUUGAUAGAACUCUUGAAGCGCGAACUAACAAAGUUAUCAAUGCUCUUGCUGUUGGGGUUGAGGUUAAAGCCCUGUCGUUUGAUUCCUUGAAGGAAGUCACAGAAUGUCUGUUGGAGAUGAAUCAGGAGGUUGUUAAAGUUAUCUUGCAUUGCAAGAAAGACAUAUUGAAGAAUCAAGAAUUAUUCGAGCUAGUCAAGGAGUACUUUGAGAAUAGCCUCAAGACUCUAGACUUCUGUACUGCAUUGGAGAAGUGCUUAAAGCGCGCUCGUGAUAGUCAAUUGCUUAUUCUUGUGGCACUUCAACAAUUUGAAGAAGAAGACAAGGUGGAAGGGAACAAUAGGUACACUAAGACAUUGGAGGAGCUGAAGAAUUUCAAGAAUGCUGGCGACCCUUUCACAGAAGAAUUUUUGCAAAUUUUUCAAUCUGUUUACAGGCAGCAAAUGCACAUGUUGGAGAAGUUGCAAAUGCAAGAGGGCAAGCUUCAUAGGAAGCUGAAAUCUAUCCAUGCUUGGAAAAAGGUGUCGACCAUUAUAUUUGCAGCUACAUUCGCUGCUGUUCUAAUUUGCUCGGUAGUGGCUGCCACCGUGGCUGCACCACCUGUGACAGCUGCUCUUGCCGCUGCAAGUUCCAUUCCAUUAGGAUCAAUGGGAAAGUGGAUUGAUUCCCUUAUGAAGAAUUAUGAAGAUGCAGUCAAAGCACAAAAGAAUAUCCUUAUCCUUAUGAAUGUGGGCACUUAUAUAACUAUUAAGGAUUUGGACAGCAUUAGGAUUCUAAUUGAUCGUUUGGAAAUCGAGGUUGAAUGGCUAUUGAAAACUGUGGACUUUGCAAUCAAUGAAGAAUCUGUAAAAUUUGCAGUGGAAGAGAUCAAGAAAAAAUUAGACGUGCUUAUGAAGAAUACCGAGGAUUUAGGUGUUCAAGCUGAUGUUUCUAGCCAAGAUAUUCGGAUGGCUCGGACUAUUAUUCUGCAAAGGAUAAUAAAACACCCCAACCAUUGAAGAUUUGAUGACAUCUAGUGGGUACUAUACUGACCUUAAGCUGGAGACUUUUCUUUAGUGAUGUUUAUGAUGAAAAACGUCAAUAACUUGUAACUUUGAUUUGGAACAUAAAUUAUGCAACAGAAUACAUGUUAUAUGCGAUUAAGAAUAAUUGGAUUCUUUCAUUUA